AGGACUACAGCUUCCGGUGCACCGCGCAGCGCCGCCGUGGCUAAGGGGUGCGAGGAAGGACAAAAAGGUUCCUGGUCGCACACGCCCCCAUCGGUGUCCGCUGUGUGCCGGGCUGCUGGCGGUGAAGGCAGCCGGGUCCAUCCGGGAGGAUGGAGGAGAAGCCGUCCGCCAGCGUUAAGCCCUACCUGGACAAGCUCACCCUGGGGGUCACACGGAUACUAGAGACUUCUCCAGGAGUUGCUGAGGUGAAGUUUGUGGAAAAGGAGCCAGCUGAACGCCGCACAAUCAUUUCAUGGGAGCAAAAAAAUUCCUGCAUAUUGCCAGAGGAUUUAAAGAACUUCUAUCUAAUGACCGAUGGCUUUCAGAUGACCUGGAGUGUGAAGACCGAUGAUACACCAAUGCCCCUGGGCUCCAUGGUGAUUAAUAGUGUCUCGAAGCUAUGUCGGCUUGGAGAUUCCUCUAUGUACACUCUGCCUAAUGCACCAACUCUUGCUGACCUGGAAGAUGACACAGGCGAGGAAGGUAACAUCCUAUUAACAGGCCAUGGAGACAAACCAGAGAAGCCACACUUUGAUUCUCGUAGUCUCAUCUUUGAAUUAGACCCAUGCAAUGGGAAUGGGAAAGUUUGCCUUGUUUAUAAGCAUGCUAAACCAGUUGUCUCCCCAGACACAGAGAUAUGGUUCCUGGACAGAGCUCUGUAUUGGCACUUCCUCACCAAAACCUUCACAGCCUACUACCGCCUGCUCAUUACCCACCUGGGUCUUCCACAGUGGCAGUACGCCUUCACCAGCUAUGGGGUCAGCCCCCAGGCCAAGCAAUGGUUUAACAUGUAUAAACCCAUAACCAUCAACACAUCUCUCCUCUCUGAAGAAGCUGAUUCCUUCGUGAACAAGUUGGACCCCAAUAAAGUAUUUAAAAGCAAGAACAAAACACCAGUGAUCAAAAAGAAACAACCUUCCCAGCCGUCAGGCUCCCAAAAGAGUCACACGAGCAUGACCUCCUCCAAGACAUCCUCGCUAGCUGGGAAUUCUUCAAGGAAGUGAGACCACCAGAUCUGACCCUGAACAGUAUUUUCAACAAGCUUUGAUGUUCUCUGAUGCAGAGUCAAUGGUUCAGAUGGAGUUCCUUGUGCAUUAAUAGAUGUGCCCAAUGAAAACACGUUGCAGCAUUUGCAUGAAAUAAAGCCACAAUGUACUUUGACAUGGGAGGGAUGUGGUUCCUUGAGACUGGGAGAAAAAAUCUUGAGACACUGAUUUAAUUUCCUUCUGCUACUUGCAGUAUGUACUUUCCAGAGGGCAUGAAGAAGCCGUUGAUGUCACUGCUGUAUUGGGAAGCUUUUGUUCUUGUACAACUACAGCAGUGAAAUGAAAGCAGAUGUAAGUCACCAUUACUUUAAUAGACCUAUGCUGAAAUACAGUGUAUGAAGAUAUUUUCUGCCAUCUCCUUUGAAAGAAACCUGUCCUGACCUUGCAUGCUAUGGAUUAGGCUGGAACCCACUGAACAAAGAAAUAUCUUCUGCUUCUAAUAGAAUCAAGCUCUGCACUUCCCCAUGCUCCUUCCAAUUUCUGCCCUCAGAGUCAUGGUUCAAAGAGACCUUGGGCUUCCGUGUCUCUGCACUGGCCUAGUUGCUUUCUCUACAGCCCAGACCACUUAGAAUCAUAGACUCAACUAGGUUGGAAAAGACUUUUAAAAUCAAGUCCAACCUUUACCUCAGGACUGCUAAGACCACCUCUAAACCGUGUCACUGAGAGUCUCAUCUACAUGGUUUUUGAACACUUUCAGGAAUGGUGACUCCACCACUGCCCUGCACAGCCUGUUCCACUGCCUGAGCACCCUCUCGGUGAAGAUAUUGUUCCUAAUAUCCAGUCUAAAGCUUCCCUGGCACAGCUUGAGGCUGUUUCAUCUUGUCCUAUCGCUUGUUACCUGGUAGAAGAGAUUGAUGUCCACCUCAGUCCAUCCUCCUUUCAGGCAGUUGUAGAUAGCGAUAAGGUCCCCCCUGAGCCUUCUCUUCUCCAGACUAAACCCCCCAGGUCCCUCAGCCGUUCCCCAUCACAUUUGUGCUCCAGACCCUUCACCAGCUCCAUUGCCCUUCUCUGGCCCCGCUCCAGCAUCUCAAUGUCUCUCCUGUAGUGAGGGUCCCAGCACUGAACACAGGAUUCGAGGUGCAGCCUCAUCAGUUCCCAGUGCAGGGGGAUGAUCACUGCCCUGGCCCUGCUACCACACUAUUGCUGGUACAGGCCAGGAUGCUGUUUGUCUUCUUGGCUGUCUGAGCACAAGCUGCUCAUCUUCAGUUCCAUCAAUCAGCAGCCUGAGGUUCUUUUCCACUGAGCAGCUUUCCAGUCACUCUGCCGCAAGCCUGGGGCAGUACAUGGGGUUGUUGUGGCCCAAGUGCAUGGGCCAGCACUUUGCCUUGUUGAACCUCAUACCAUUGACCACAGCCCAUGGAUCCAGCCUGUCCAGAUCCCUGUGCAGAGCAUCCUAUCCUCCAGCAGAUCAACACUCUCACCCAAAUAGGUGUCAUCUGCAAAUUUACUGAGGGUGCACUCAAUCCUCUCAUCCAGAUCAUCAAUGAAGAUAUUAACACUGGCCCUAACACCGAGCCCUGAGGGACACCACUAGUGAGCAGUUACCAACUAGAUGUGACACCAUUUACCACCGUUCUUUUGGGCUCAGCCAUCCAGCCAGUUUCCAACCCAGGAAAGAAUUCACCUAUCCAGGCCAUGAGCAGGUAGUUUCUCCAGGAGAAUGCUGUGGCCGACAGUGUUGAAUGCUUUACUAAAUCCAAAUAGACAAUGUUCACAGCCUUUCCCUCCCUCAUCAGCCAGGCUGGUCACCUUAUUGUGGAAGGAGAUCAGGUUGGUCAAGCAGGACCUGCCCUUCGUUAGCCCAUGCUGACUGGGCCUGGUUGCUCCAUUUUGCUGCACGUGCUUAAUGGUCUCACUUAGGAUCGUCUGCUCUGUGACCUUCCCCGGUACUGAGCUCAGGCUGACAUACCUGGAAUUUCCAAGGUCUUCCAUCCUGCUCUUUUUGUAGAAAGGUGUCAUGUUGGCCAUCCUCCAAUCCUCUGGGACCUGCCCAGAGGACUGCUAGAGACCAAACUGCUAGACUAGACCAGGACUGCUGAUACAUGAUGGAGAGUGGCUUGGCAAACUCCUCUGCCAGCUGCUUCAUCAUUCUUGGGUGUCACCCGUCCAGCCCCAUAGAUGUGUACAUAUAAGUGGAGCAGGAGGUCGCUAACCAUUUCUUCCUGAAUUAUGGGGACUUCAAUCAGCUUCUCAUCUCUGACAUCCAGCUCGGGGAUCUGAGUACCCUGAGGGUGGCUGGUGUGACUACUAAAGACUGAGGCAAAGGCAGCAUUUCCUUUUUGGAAAUACUUUUCCAUUUUGGCCUUUGUGCCGUGUCUUUUCAGAUAGUCAGGUCUGUGUGAUGUCCUUCCCAAUACACCCAAAGGUAGCCAGAAGCUGCAAGAUCCCUCACUGCCUCUGAUUUCUCCUCCUAUAGGAAUUGCUGAAACACUGGGUCAGUGAUGUUGAGAGUCCCAUAAGCCAGGAGGACCCCUUGGUUUGUCAUGCAUUCAUUUGCAAAGUUGACCAUUCAAACAGCCUUUGUCACUUUUCAACUGGGCACACUGAGAUCCUACAGCCUUAGAAGCUCCUGAUGCUGUUUUAAUAGUCUAAGUUGUCAGGUUAGAACCGCACUUUAACCCAUCCAGUGCUGGUUUUUAUUUAUACCUGAAGGUUUCCAUUACUUUUCUGUGCUAUUCUAUCUUCUUAGGUGUGCUGGAAACACAUGGUAGCCACCCACACAUUUUGUGCCUAAGCAGGGAAAUCCAAAGUCACCAUCUCUAAGUAAGCAUCAAUUAUUUAAACAGUAUCAUCUUUUAUUUGUGAAACAGUCAUAUAAUUACAUAAUACAAACCUACCUCACAGGGACGUGAGGACAAGUAUUUGUAUGGCCUUCAAAAAGAGGAAGCCUGUAAGUGCUUAGUAGUAUUUUAAUAAAGAAUUUAAUAUUUUCCUCCAGA
Messenger RNA from Pezoporus flaviventris, 4024 nucleotides. It is a transcript of the gene TPGS2, whose product is annotated as tubulin polyglutamylase complex subunit 2. Gene Ontology annotation, biological process: protein polyglutamylation. The coding region runs from base 150 to 1043 and encodes 297 amino acids. The transcript has 7 exons. The record is from RefSeq and is a predicted model, not a curated record. NCBI's taxonomy places the organism in Eukaryota, Metazoa, Chordata, Aves, Psittaciformes, Psittacidae.